This is a messenger RNA of Sphenostylis stenocarpa, 2055 nucleotides long. Lineage: Eukaryota; Viridiplantae; Streptophyta; Magnoliopsida; Fabales; Fabaceae. The record is from the annotation of a GenBank genome assembly.
AUGACAUCCAUAACCACUUGGAAGAAGGCUGAAGCUGUGAGAAUUAAGUGCUUGGGUGUGCCAACCCUCGACAUGGACCAUGUUUGCUUCCACCUUGAGGUCCAUGCUGAGUUGAAAAGAAAGGGUGGAGUCACUCACAACAUGUUGGAUGACAUCCAUAACCACUGGAAGAAGAGACUGAAGCUUGUGAGAAUUAAGUGCUUGGGUGUGCCAACCCUCGACAUGGACCAUGUUUGCUUCCACCUUGAGGUCCAUGCUGAGUUGAAAAGAAAGGGUGGAGUCACUCACAACAUGUUGGAUGACAUCCAUAACCACUUGGAAGAAGAGUUUGAAGCUGUGAGAAUUAAGUGCUUGGGUGUGCCAACCCUCGACAUGGACCAUGUUUGCUUCCACCUUGAGGUCCAUGCUGAGUUGAAAAGAAAGGGUGGAGUCACUCACAACAUGUUGGAUGACAUCCAUAACCACUGGAAGAAGGCUGAAGCUGUGAGAAUUAAGUGCUUGGGUGUGCCAACCCUCGACAUGGACCAUGUUUGCUUCCACCUUGAGGUCCAUACUGAGUUGAAAAGAAAGGGUGGAGUCACUCACAACAUGUUGGAUGACAUCCAUAACCACUGGAAGAAGGUCGAAGCUGUGAGAAUUAAGUGCUUGGGUGUGCCAACCCUCGACAUGGACCAUGUUUGCUUCCACCUUGAGGUCCAUACUGAGUUGAAAAGAAAGGGUGGAGUCACUCACAACAUGUUGGAUGACAUCCAUAACCACUGGAAGAAGGCUGAAGCUGUGAGAAUUAAGUGCUUGGGUGUGCCAACCCUCGACAUGGACCAUGUUUGCUUCCACCUUGAGGUCCAUACUGAGUUGAAAAGAAAGGGUGGAGUCACUCACGACAUGUUGGAUGACAUCCAUAACCACCGGAAGAAGGUUGAAGCUGUGAGAAUUAAGUGCUUGGGUGUGCCAACCCUCGACAUGGACCAUGUUUGCUUCCACCUUGAGGUCCAUGCUGAGUUGAAAAGAAAGGGUGGAGUCACUCACAACAUGUUGGAUGACAUCCAUAACCACUGGAAGAAGGCUGAAGCUGUGAGAAUUAAGUGCUUGGGUGUGCCAACCCUCGACAUGGACCAUGUUUGCUUCCACCUUGAGGACAAGUCAUAUGGGAAACCUAAGCUUGUGAAGAAUGUAAACGAGGGUUUGACAUAUGAGGAAACAAAAGAAAUGAGAAACAUCGUAUUGAACUCAGAUCCUCUCAUGAAACUCACUAGAAAUGGUGUGUAUGUGAAUGUGGUGGAGAGGUUGAGGGAGGCUUUUAAGACUCAGGAGGUUGUUAGACUGGACUGCACCCAUGUGGGAACCAGUGACUGCAAAAAGAUUGGAGUGAAGCUAAGGGAUUUAGUGCCAUGUGUUCCUAUCUUGUUUAAGGAUGAGCAUAUAAUCCUUUGGAGAGGAAAGUUGAAUGAGCACCCUUCAGAUUCACAUGUCAGCAAGGGAAAAUGCACUGAUUCACGACUGAAAUCCCCAAAUCAACUGCAACAUCUUUGUAAACCCGAUGGAAAAUUUUCCCCAUUGCUUGUUGUAUUCUCUUUUGUCCCACUGCUAAAUGUGGAGGCUCUAUUGCUUCCCCCAAGACUCUACUCUUUCCUGCGUUAUUCUUCCUUUCCUCCUCUUCCAUCAUUGGAGCUUAUAGUGGUUUCGUUGGCUGAUGCAUUAACUGAAAUACAAGAACAAGUUUUGGUAGCUGAUGAUGUGGAUAGUGACUGGGAAGAAGUUCGAUCACAUGGUAAUGAAAAUGAUAGAGGAUUUCUUUAUUCAAUGUCUUCAUCUUCGGGAAAAUCCACUGAUGAACAUCUCGAAGCAAUGACAAAAGUAUUUAAUGAGGAUCGAGAUGAUCAGUAUGAAGAUGACCUUUUAAGUGUAGCUGAUCCUCUCAAUCAGAUAAAUCUGGCAAAUUACCUUGUUGAUUUCUUUGUUAGCUUUUCUCAGUCUGACAGACAGCUCUUAGAUCACAUUUGCGAGAGCUUGACUCGGUCUCAACGAAAUGUCAUUCAAAUGAUACUGAAGGGAUGA